Populus euphratica (Euphrates poplar) is the source of this 648-nucleotide messenger RNA. RefSeq names its product 60S ribosomal protein L30-like. Gene Ontology annotation, molecular function: RNA binding; structural constituent of ribosome. Lineage: Eukaryota; Viridiplantae; Streptophyta; Magnoliopsida; Malpighiales; Salicaceae. The record is from RefSeq and is a predicted model, not a curated record. The coding region runs from base 91 to 429 and encodes 112 amino acids. The transcript has 5 exons. Gene Ontology annotation, cellular component: cytosolic large ribosomal subunit.
CUCUAUAUAAAUAGAGAGAUUAUAUCGGGCCAGGGUUUCUUGCUGUGGCGAGCCUUCAUUUUGUCUGCAGAAACCUCUCGCAUCACUACCAUGGUGGCCACCAAGAAGACAAAGAAGACUCAUGAGUCUAUCAAUAACAGACUGGCACUGGUCAUGAAGAGUGGAAAAUACACCCUGGGGUACAAGACUGUGCUGAAAUCUCUCAGAAACUCAAAGGGGAAGCUUAUCAUCAUCUCCAACAAUUGUCCUCCUCUGAGAAAGUCUGAGAUUGAAUAUUAUGCUAUGUUGGCCAAGGUUGGAGUUCAUCACUACAAUGGAAAUAAUGUUGACUUGGGCACUGCUUGUGGAAAAUAUUUCAGAGUAUGCUGCCUCAGCAUUAUUGAUCCAGGUGAUUCCGAUAUCAUUAAGAGCGUACCUGGUGAUCAUUGACCCAGUUUCCAAGCAAUAGCAUGUUUACUUAGUUUUGGUUCCUUUUCCAUUUGGAAUGCGGGUUUCAAUUGAGAGCACUGUGAUAUUUUGUUAACAAGCACAAUUUUUCUGAACCUCUAUGCUUCCUUGAUAGCCAUUUUCUAUCUACUAGAUGUCUGAGUGAAUCUAUCAGAGUACUUUAUUUCAUGUGUUAAUUUUUAUCUCUAUUUUCUUCUCCUA